This is a messenger RNA of Argiope bruennichi, 8981 nucleotides long. Its product is annotated as zinc finger protein castor homolog 1-like. NCBI's taxonomy places the organism in Eukaryota, Metazoa, Arthropoda, Arachnida, Araneae, Araneidae. The transcript is spliced from 23 exons. Gene Ontology annotation, molecular function: DNA-binding transcription factor activity, RNA polymerase II-specific; RNA polymerase II transcription regulatory region sequence-specific DNA binding. The record is from RefSeq and is a predicted model, not a curated record. Gene Ontology annotation, biological process: regulation of neuron differentiation; positive regulation of transcription by RNA polymerase II. The coding region runs from base 733 to 6138 and encodes 1801 amino acids. Gene Ontology annotation, cellular component: nucleus.
UUUAGUUUGUUGGAUAAACGGGUUGUCGUUCGUCUAAUUCUUCGCUCCGACUGCAGGUCUCUGCUACCGUUUCAGCCAUACAUCGCCCCCAAAUGAUUCUUUUCACUUCGAACGAGAUUUUUAUCUGAAGAUAAAAUCGGGAAGAAAAACAUAAGAGAAGAACUUCAAAAACUGUGUAUAUUCGUGCCCAGAAUACACGCCAUCCUCCUAUCUCUUCGGGGACGAAACAGAAGAUCUGUUUUUAUAGUUGUCUCCUUACCUCUUCAGAUUUUUGAAAUGGUUGAAAGUUAUGAUUUCAAAUGACGACACUUACUCUCGUUGAAAAUAUCACAAGCCAGGUGUGAACCUAGCUGUUUAUAUCAUAUUUGAACGGGUUUCGAUCCUACAACCUGAUUGCUGAGAAUCUUGAGUGCGUAAUCGUGAUUCGUCAAAGGGAAGAAAAUUCUUUUUCCAACGAAAUUACUCGUGUUUACACUUUCCAAAAAAUACUGACAAAAAAUUUUGAAGCAAUUUCUACCAAUAUAUACAAGUACUGACAACUGAAUCAAGCCGACUUUGCUAUCUGUUCAGUAUCAUUUAUAUCAGUGUCAUCUUCUUUCAGUCUAAAGAAAAAGGUGAAUGUAUGAAGAAAAAUGAGAAUUUCUAGCUCGCGGGGCUGCAUUGACUUAGCAAUCCAAGUAUUAUCCAGAUGAUUAGAGGCGACGAGACCGAUUUCAGCGAUCCGGCGCGAGUAUGACCUCGACGACCGGUCCUUCCCCUCCUCCUUUUACUACGGUCACUUCGGCUGUUAUCCCCUCUCAACCCUGUACCCCUUCGAUGGUCAGCAGCAAUUCUAUUAGCGGCUGUCCUGUGGACGACGAAGAGCCGUGUGGUGCACUUAUGAACGGUGGAAGCCCUUCUUCCAUUAACACUACUGAUUUGUCUAUCUCACCAAGGGUUAUUGCCCAUGCUCCAACGACAGCGGUCAUGACGAUACGAUCGCCUAUUUGUCCUAUGGAAGAAGACGACGAAGAUGAAGAUCCCAAGGGGGACAUGAAAAUUGGGGAUGACUGCCAGCAAUCUCUGCCGAGGCAGUCACGAAAUAAAAGAAAAAACUUUAAACCCAGAAACAUUGUCUACCAGUACAAUGCUGAUGACGAAUACGGCACAGACGAGGAAUGCUUUGAUGACCAACAAGAGUUUGCCAGGUCCAGUCCGAGCCGAAAUUCGCCAUCUUCACCUGUGCCGUCACGCAGCUUUGAAGGAGAGCGUGGUCAAGGUGGCGAGCAACCUCUAGAUCUGAGUAGUGACACUGGACCUACUCGUUGGAAACUGAAUCCUAAAGGUCUAGGUGAAGGAAGCCCUCGUAUGAAUAGUGGGAGAUCACCUCCCCAAAUCCCACGUUUUGAUAGUUGUGAAUAUGAUGGUGAGGAUGAAGGCUCUGCAAUGGACGAAGAUCGUGGCCGGACGCCAGUUAUGGACUUAUCUCGUACUAGUAAUCGUGAUGGGGCUGGCUCGGGCUCCAGUCCCAGUCACUCCCUCACUGGACGGACCAAUGAAUCUCCGAGCAGUCCACGUCUUGUGUGCCACCAAGAUUAUCCACAAGCUAAGAGACUGACAAGAGAACCUCCCUUAAUUCCUUCCGAUGGGACUACUAUGAAGGAUUACGCGGAGAAUACCAUGAAAGAACUCUUGGGGAUGUAUGGACUCAAUGAUGCUCCAGAAGGGCUGUCAAGUCAUCUGCCCAUUCAUAAUUUUUCUGCAGGGAAAUUGAUAGAAUCAUCUCAGCAGUUCAACCCUGCAAAUCUCGCUUCUCUUGGGGGCUAUCCACCAUCAAGUACCACUUUGCAGCUCAUUCAACAGCAGGCAGCGCAAGUUGAAGCAAUCCACCAAGCUCGUCUAGCCUACCAGUAUUCAAAGGAUUCUACAAACCACUUCAUGGAAAAUGCUUGGUCACAAGUAUCUGAUCAUAAUAAUGUCCCAAAUAUUUCUCAACAACUUCAAAAUACAAAUGAAAACAUGCUGGAAUCUCUUAGAGCAAAGAUGAUGAAUAAUGUCUCUAGGAUGACUUCAGGCUCUACAAAUAACAUCAUUCCAAAUUCACAGGUGAUGUUGCCUCAAAAUGUUGCUACUAUAUUUACCAUAGCUGCUCUUAGCUCAAAAUUGCCUUCCCAACAGGUUUCUGCUGAUAAUAUACCAAACUUACCACCUUUGCCUAGCAGUUCUAUUUCAUCUGGAUCACCUCACCAUUCAGCUUCUGGUAUAGGAUCUGUUAGUUCAACACCAUCACCAGUUGUAUCAUCUUCUCAUCAUAACAGCGCCAUUUCAACAUCUUACCAAGUCGAUCAACAUAAAUUAGGACCUGUGGAUUAUUCCCGCUAUGUUAAAAGAUUUUCAAGUGCUACUGAAUGUGGCAGCAGUUACUGUAAAGAUUUAAAUUACAGAGAACAUUUUCAUUGCUUGGAUUGUAACUCUAGGGUAUUUGUUAAGAAAGAAGAAAUGAUUCGUCAUUUUAAGUGGCAUAAAAAGCGAGAUGAUUCAUUACAGCAUGGAUUUAUGCGAUAUAGUCCGAUGGAUGAUUGCUCAGAUAGAUUUAGAGGUUGCUCUCACAACAGAAAGCAAACACAUUAUCAUUGUUUAAAGGAGAGCUGUGAUAGAGUUUAUAUCAGCACAUCUGAUGUGCAAAUGCAUGCCAAUUAUCAUAGAAAAGACACUGCAAUUAUUCAAGAGGGCUUCCAAAGAUUUCGCGCCACCGAAAAUUGUGCUACAGCAUCUUGUUUAUUUUUUGGACAGAGAACAACACAUUUCCAUUGCAGGAGAUCAGGAUGUAGUUUUACUUUCAAAAAUAAAGCUGACAUGGAAAAACACAAAACAUAUCAUAUUAAAGAUGAACAACUGAAUAAAGACGGAUUCAAAAAAUUUAUGAAGCAUGAACACUGUACUUUCGAAAAUUGCCGUUUUUCGCGUGUCUGCAACCACAUUCAUUGCAUACGCCCUGGAUGUACUUAUGUUCUGCAUUCUAGUGGUCAGUUAUAUUCACAUAAACGGAAACAUGAAAGGCGAGAUACGGAACUUGCAUAUAGAAAAUUUAAAUUAGCCCAAAGUAUGAUGAAAACUUUAACUGAAGCAGGUGGAAUGUCCCAAUCCUUUCUCGCAGAGCCUCCUUCAUCUGGAGAAUCUUCUUCAAGCCCUGCUCCUGGGUCUAUGCCAACUUCGCUUUCUUCUUCUGGUUAUAUGAAUAGCUUCAGUUCUGAUGAUGGAUUGCUAUCAAAUUGCUAUUCUAUUAAGACAGAUAAGAAAGAAUGUAUAUAUAGUAUGGCAGAUAUGAAUAAUAUUUCUGGGCCAAACCUUACUUCACAAAAUGAUGUUUUAUCAUCAUCUAACAUUAUUGGUGAUAAUGUUAGUAUAUCUGAAGAAAAUUCAGCUGUUGAUUUAAGUGUGGAUCAUCCAAAGGAUUCUGAAGAUUUAUGGAAAAUUUAUUUGACUAGAUUUGGUUCGAAUGAAGUGUGCCAGCAACAAUGCGAAUUUCUGUACAAAGAUCAUUUUCAUUGUUCAACAGAUAAUUGCAGUAUGACAUUUAGAGCUAAAGAUAUACUAGGAGUGAGAGAACAUGCUUGCAAUCAUGAAUACCAGGAACAAGUAACCAAAUCUUUCUACACUGUAGUUGAAAUUGAUCAAAAUGGCGUUUGUCCCCCUGACUGUCACUAUAAAGCCAAAGAAAAACACUACCAUUGCAAAUGGGAAAAUUGCCAAGAAGUUAUCAGCAGUGAUGAUAACCCAUUUAGAAGAUUAGAUCACUACAAAAUUCAUAAGUACUCACGAAAGCUUAGUGCGCCAAAGGAGCAUCCACCAUCUUCCAGUGGUGUUACGUCUGUCAUGGAUAGUAUGUUCAGAAGGAAGAGAGGCCGUCCGCCAAAAAAUCGUCUCAUUGAGUUUCCCAUGGGUUCUCAUCUACCUCAAGCUAUUUACACAAGUUUUAAACUUCCUAAAACAACAGAGCUUCCUCAUCAUAAUUUUCCUCCAUCAUUCGGCCCAUUUACGUCUGCUUAUAAUGCUCUGUCUCUCCUUCCACCACCUCCAGUCACUAUGAUGUCAACGCCUUCAACUAUUCCACAAUUAAUACCUGUUACAGGACUUGGGCAAUGUUUAUUUCCAUCUUCUUCUAAUAUGUUAGAAAUUCCCCCUCCGCCUCUUUUAGAAAAGCAAGAAAAUAAUAACUCAGCAAUGCCAUCACCUCCUUUGCAUCAAGAUAUUCAUGAGCAAAUUAAGCCAGAGGUUAAAGAAGGAUUUUAUGUCUUUCAUGAAAAUAUGCCAUGUCCAGAUGAAUAUUGUACUUUUUACAAAAAGCAUCAUUUCCACUGUACACAACCACGAUGUUAUUAUGUGACAGAUCGCAGGGAUAUUCUUUUACUUCACUCUAAGGACUUCCAUGAUAAUAUAGAUAUCAUGGAUGGCUUUGUGUUCUUUGAUCGCAGUGUAGACUGUAGACUUGAAAAUUGUCACAGUAAUAAAAUAAAUCGACAUUUCCAUUGUAUUCGACCCAAUUGUAACUAUUCUUUUGUUCGCUACAGUACCAUGACUGUUCAUGAACAAAAGCAUAAGGAGCAAGAUGGAUUAAAUAAUUAUAUGCCACCAUCUCCAAAAAAGAAAUUGUUUUCUUCUUCCAAUGAUGAAGCUCAAGAAAAUUUUGCAUAUGAAGGAUGCUCUUCUGUCAUCAAAACAGUAUCAUCUGAAUCUUCGUCUGCACCAAAGACAACUAUAGUUAAGGCUGCUGGUACAUUUUAUCCGUUGUCUGCAUUUUCUACUAAUCAGACAUCUUCUCAAACUACACCAACAUCUGUUAACUCUUCACCUAAUCACCAACAAUAUUCCAAACAGUCUGAUGAAAAAAAUAAUAGUGAUACUGUGAAUAAUAUAAAAAGUGAAAGCUCAUUUUAUCCAAACACAGAUGUGAAUGAACAACCUUUAAGCAAGCUGUUACUUCAGCCAGGACCAAAUUACAGAAACAGUUUCCAGGGUACCGAAAAACAUAUUUUAUACAGCCCACAACAAAGUUGUGCUCGACCAUUUUGUAAAUUAAAGAAACGUGAUCAUUUCCACUGCAAUAUUUGCAACCAAGCAUUUUCUGGAUUUUCACGCCUUCAACCACAUGUUCUUAAACAUCCAGGUGCGCCAAACCCCAUUCCAGUUUACCCACCUGGCUAUUCUAAAAUGUCUACUUCUUCGCCCAGUCCAGAUGAAGAUGAAAUGGAUACGGAAGAUAUAAGCGAUAUAGAUGAACGGUCUCCUAUAAAUGGACCUUUAUACAUCAAAUCAGAAGAACCAAAGGAAUCAUUAGAUGAACAGCAAGUUUCUUCUUCUCAUCAGCUAUUUAGUUGGCAAUCUGUAUCAUCCAGCAGCUCGCCCUUUCAACCAACCAUGAAGUGCAGUAUUGGUGUCAGUAGUACCAACCAGAUUCCGACUAGCAGUGACAACUACUAUGGUUCACCACAAGUUGAUUACAGUGCUCUGAUGGACGGACCCGAAGGUGGAAAUAAGUUUGCAGAUAUAAAAAGACAAUACCCUCUGAAACUAGAAGAGAGUAACGAAGUUAAGAAAAUGAAACUGGCAGCUCUACGCAUCCUGAAAGAUGAACCUGUACCUGAAGGAUAUUCUAGAUGCCGUUUCAAUGAGGAUUGUGGCUAUACUCUUUGUGGCUAUCGCGAGCAUCAAACUCAUUUUCAUUGCAUGAGGAAAGAUUGUGGCUACAGCUUUUGCGACAAAACUAGGUUUGUGCAACAUACUGCUAGACAUGAAAGAUUAGAUACUUUGAUGGGUGGUGAUUUUCAGCAGUAUAGAGCAAAUGUAAAUUGUGGGCGACCUGAAUGUAUGUAUGCUAAUACUUUAGGUGCUAUGGCGAACAAAUCAUCUCAUUUUCAUUGCCUAAAGUGUGAUUUUGUGUGUACAGAUACUAAUAAAGUUGUUGCUCAUCGUAGACAGCAUGCGAAAAUGGACAGUAUCUAUGCUGCUGGAUUUGAAAAAUAUACUCAGUUUCAGAGUUGUAAUGUAACUAACUGUAAUCAUAAUCAAAAGCAAACUCAUUAUCAUUGUCUUAAAUGUCAACAUGCUGUUUUAGGCCUUUCUCAAAUGUCUUCCCACAAGUAUCGCCAUAUGGAUUGAUAAACAGGUGCUCUUAUAUACAAUAUUUGUGCCAACUGUUAAAAACGGUAUUUGUUGGCAUUAAAACAAUCAAAAUUGUGUUUAAUGUGUUUGCUUCUCUAUAAAAUAUUUAUUGUUUUUGUCUCAUUUUGUCUUAGUGAUAUAGUUUAAAAUGAUGUCAAACAUCAAUGUGAUAACUUUGCCGGUGCAGAGCACUUUUAAAUGUGCCUUCUGAAGCAUUUCAAAUAUACAACCAGUGCGAGUUAUAAAUUAUCGUUUUGAAAUUGCUUACUUUUUAUUAUCAGCUGCGAAUAACUAUAUUUUGAUGAAAUACUUGCUCUGUCCAGAUUGUUAAAAAAUUGUAAAAUAUGGUUUUCUCUCGAAAUAUUGGUAGAUUUGCUCAUUCAGAAUGAAUGACUGUCAUAAAAAUUGUUUUAUGUUUCAUUAAUUUAUCAAUAAAUAUCAAGAAAUGUAAAGUGUCAGUCAAAAGGGUCCAAUUAGUAAAUGAUCCCAAAUAUUAUAUAUCAUUCCUUCUUGAUUAUGUAGUAUGUGGUGCAAUAUUGAGGAAUAGUGCCAAAUAACUUUUCUCUCUUUUUUUAUUCUGUAGCUGUUAAAGUAGUGUUAUAAUUGUUCUUGUAUCCUUUUGUGUGUGUAGUGGUUCUUGUCAUUUAUAAAAAUGUAAAAAAUUCAGUGUAUAAUUUAAUGAAAUUCUUUUUCAAUAUUUGAAAUGGUUCUUUAAAAAUUUGUCAUAGCAUUGUCAGUGUUUGAAUAUAAGUAACUUAUAUAUAUAUACAUAUAUAUGUCGAUAUACAUAUACCACUUGGACUUGAAAUGUCAGAAGGUCUGCAAAAUAUUUUGCUUAAUAAUGUUUUAAGCAUGGAUGUAUUAACAGUUUAAAGUCUUUAUGAAUAUAUUCUAAUCUAUUGUUGUACUUUAUAGAAUGUAAAAUUAUUUUCCAGUUUAUUAUCAUUUAAAUGUGGAUUUAAAUUGAAAAUAGAUAUUUAAUAGUCUGUUAUUAUUGAUUAACAUGAGAACAAACAUAUUUUCAAAUAACUGCAAAAAGUUUAUUAGUUUUAAUUAUUUUAUUAAAUUUAAUAAUUUAACACUUCCAUUAGUUGCUUUCAAAUGUGUUUUUACUUAAGAACACAAAUUUAUUUCUAUGUUGCGAUAAAUUUUACCCUUCAUAUUUUAUUUAUUAUUGAAACAUAUUUUCAUCCUUGGUUUUCACUCAUUAUUCUUCUCAAAUAAUUCAAGAUCAUACAGCUUAAAAAAUAUGUGUAUUAUAUGUUGGUCAGUACUAAAUAUAUAUCAAACUUGCAUGCAUAGUUUUUAAAAUUAGAACUUUUUACAUUUUUUUUUUUAAAUAAGAGAUUUGUGUAUUACACCUUGAUUUUUAUAGCUACUUUUAAUAGGAACUGAAAAAUUUCAUUUUUGUAUAAGUAUUGUUUCUUUAUUCACAGCUUUAAUUCCUUAAUAUAUAUACACCAUAUAAUUUCAAAGAAUUUCAUAAUUAUUCACCUAAAAUAUAUUUUUUAAAGAUGUGUAUAUUAUUCAGAAAUUUUGCUCUAUUUUUUUUUUUAAUGACUUCUCUGGUAUAAAUAUGGAUUUAUAUGUUUCAAUUAUUUAUACUUUCUUUCUUCUGGUAAAUUUAAACAUAUUUUAAAAUGGAUAUUCGUUAAAAUUAAUUUUUACAGGUGGGGGAUAUUAAAAAAUAAUUUAAAGGCAGAAAUCUGUUUUCCGUAUAUUUGAUUCAUGUAUGUAUCUCAUAAAUGUACUGCAUGCUAUAUAAUUCUUUUCUGGUAUAAUAAAACUGAUUUAUAUCAGGAUUUUCAGUGUUUUAAUUCCAAUAAUCUUAGAUAUCUUUUAUUGUAAAGGAGACCAAUUUUAAUUAACUUGUGUUUGUGAACGUUGUUAUAAAUAUAUAUGUCAAUAUCUUCAUUCCUUCACUGUAUUUUAUUUAGUUCGCAAAAUUUUCUUUAUUUAUAAUUUGCUUUGAUGUUAAUUAGAAAAUUGAUAUCAAGCAAUAGAAGCUUUUCUGUUCUGCUUUAAACAAAAUAAAAAAGAAAUUCUAUAUUUAGGAUUAUUUUAGAUUAUAGUUUUUAUUGCUUAGUACAAGCAAGUCUUAUUUUUUCUUUGUAUUUCUAAAACUUGGUUUGGAUAGGAAAAACUAGUAUACAUUUUUAAUAAAGCAUGGAGUUUUUAGUAUUUCUUCCCUUCUACAUUAUCUUUGUAAAUGUAUUUGUAAUAUUUGUCUUCAAUGUAUAUGGAAAAAUGAUUUGAUUAAGAUUCUAUUUUUUGGUUUUAUCACCAAUCAGAAAAUUAAUUCUACCUGAGCCUUGACGAAAAAAAAAAAGCAUUUUCAGUUUUCAUUUAUAAAAAUAUCCAUGCUUGCAGAUACUAUUAAUGGGCUUUCUCUGAAAUUUUGUUUAGUUUAUCAUUUGUGUAUGUUAGUAAUUUGUAAAAGAUUUUUUUUUGUUUCAAUCAUUUUUAGUACUUCAUCUGUAUCAUGUUAUGCUUUUUUUUACAAUAUGAAUGUGUUAGAUACACAAUGUAUACUAGUGAAAACUCAAGCUACCAACUUAUUGGUGAUUAUAUGUAAUUGCUUUGUCAGUAUUUUAACUACAGUCUUCAUCAUUAUCACUUUAUGUAUUCUGGAGAUGUUACUGUGGCGCUGGUUGUCAAAUGUAUUGUUAAAUAAACUGCAGUGACUAUUUUUGUACAUAUUUUAGUCAUAGUGGAUGAAGAUUUAGUGCCUUUGAUCCACUGCUGACCCAAAUUUGAUGUCGUCACUUUUGUUGUAUACUCUUGUGUGUCGUUCAUGGUGGAACGUCAGUGAUGUAUAAUAAAAUAUUAAUCUCCCCAUA